Molecule: messenger RNA, 1539 nt
Organism: Belonocnema kinseyi
Lineage: Eukaryota; Metazoa; Arthropoda; Insecta; Hymenoptera; Cynipidae
Product: 1,5-anhydro-D-fructose reductase-like
Exons: 7
Coding region: 185-1174 (329 amino acids)
Cellular component (GO): cytosol
Molecular function (GO): aldose reductase (NADPH) activity
Source: RefSeq, a predicted model, not a curated record
GAACUCUUUUCGCAAAGAGUCUCGUUACAAUCUUUCAACGUUUAAGCAACAGUAUCGUUUUAUUAUUUGCAAUAAAUUGUAUCGCGAAUUCAUUGGCUGACUGGAAAACUAGUACUACGUUUAUUGCGUGAUUUUAACAACGAGGAGCUACCAGCAUUUUUCGAGGCAGAGGAGAGGAUUGGUCAUGCAAACUCUGAGAUUGUCGUCUGGACAUGAAAUGCCCACCGUGGGGUUAGGAACAUGGCAGGCAAAACCGGAAGAAAUGGAGGCAGCAGUACUGGCUGCCCUGAAUAGUGGAUACCGACACAUAGACACAGCUUUCAAUUAUAAAAACGAGGAUGCGAUUGGCAAAAGUUUGAAAAAAUGGUUCGAGAGAGGAGGGAAACGCGAAGAUCUUUUCAUAACUUCUAAGUUGCCGAAUUAUGGAAAUCGACCAUCCGAUGUGGAGAGAUUCGCCAAAAUGUCCCUCGAAAAGCUCGGGCUAGAAUACCUGGACAUGUAUUUAAUUCACAUGCCUUUUGCUUUUCUCCUUAAUGAGACGGAUAUGUCCCCGGCGGUCCACGAAAAUGGUGGUGACUUUAUGUUAGACACGUCUAGCAAUCCAGUCGCCGUCUGGAAGGAAAUGGAAAAGUUGGUCGAGAAGGGAUAUGCGAAAUCAAUUGGAUUGAGUAACUUCAAUGAAUCUCAAAUUUUGGAGAUUAUUAAUAUCUCAAACAUCAAACCGAGCAAUUUGCAAGUGGAAUUGCACGCGUACCACCAACAGAAACCCUUACGAGAAUUCUGCAAAUCUCAUAACAUCGCAGUAACAGCCUACAGUCCGAUAGGGUCACCCGGAGCAAAGGAGCACUUUCAGCAAAAGUACAAUUACAGUCCAGAGAAAUUCCCCGAUCUUUUGGGACAUCCUUUAGUUAAAGAAAUUGCCGAUAAAUACAGAAAAUCGCCUGCACAAGUGCUACUUCGACACCUGGUUCAAGAAGACAUUAUCGUCAUACCGAAAAGUUCAAAUCCCGAAAGAAUCAAGUCAAACAUUGAUAUAUUUAAUUUCAACUUAACAGACGAAGAUUUACAAAGACUCGAUAAUCUCGACCGAGGCAGUAAAGGGCGAAUCUUUACGUUCCUUUUUUUCCAAGGAGUUGAGAAUCAUCCCUACUAUCCAUUCAGGAGCGAAAUAUAACAGAAAUAAGAGAAGAAUGACUUGGGACGUGUAAUUAAAAGCAUUCCUUACCGUUUUAGUAGAGCCUGAACAACAUUUUUCGUUGCAUUCGAUGCUGAAGUUCACCACGGCGAAUCAUCGUAUGUAUCACCUUGUAAAUAGCACGUUCCGGGAACUUCUGCUUGAGAAAAUCGUUGACAAUAUUUUGUUCCGAGAUGGUGGUACCAAUCGCAAAACGCUUCUUCAAUUGCUUCUCAAUAUGAGCCAACAUCUCUGAAUCUUCCUCCGAAGUAAACCCUUCAGCACCUGUGAGAUAGGAAACAAUUGUUACAUUUUAAAAUACAAAUCACUCUCAACAAUAAAGAGUUAUAUUGUUCAAGGAAAAA